Messenger RNA from Prunus mume (Japanese apricot), 2963 nucleotides. NCBI's taxonomy places the organism in Eukaryota, Viridiplantae, Streptophyta, Magnoliopsida, Rosales, Rosaceae. The record is from RefSeq and is a predicted model, not a curated record.
GGUUGGUGUUUCAACUUGAAACUUCAAAGUCCACCACUUUCCUAUUCCAAGUCUUUGUUUUCCAUAAUUUCCAUCGUCACUCAGCUCAGAUGAGCUUUCCUUCGGCUACCAAUUAGCAAAAUCCAGCAACUCCAUUAAUUCUCAUGGAAAGCCUUCAUAACCAUAAAAUCCAUAUCCCUCUAUUUUCUCUGUUUUUCUUGCUCCUCCACUUCUCAUCCCUUCACUUUCUUUCUUUAGCCUAUGCGCAACCUGAUAAGUAUUUCGUCAAUUGUGGGUCUAAAGCUGAUGUAAACCUCAAUGACCGGGUGUUCACUGCAGACUCGAGUUCUGGUUUUUUGUGCUCAGACUCGGAGAAAAGCAGGGCCAUUGAAAGCACCAACCAGGCGCGAAAUCUGUACCAAACAGCAAGAAUUUUCUGCAACCAAUCCCACUAUGAGUUCACGAUCGCUGAAAACGGUACUUAUAUUGUCCGUCUGCAUUUCUUGGCUUUCUCCUCCUUCUCAGUUAAUCUCUCAUCAGCUCUUUUUGAUGUUUCGGCUUUUCAUACUGUUUCAAAUUUUGAGUUCAAACUGUUGAACAAUUUCACCGCCAAGAACAGUAGCAACUCUGCUUUGAUAGAGGAGUUCUUUCUUGCCAUUGGUCCUGGCUCAUUGAAAUUAUAUUUUACACCUCAAGGAUCAUCUUUUGCAUUUGUAAAUGCCAUUGAAGUCUUCCUUGCACCUUUGGAAUUCAGCCCUCAGAAUUACAGCAGUAGUUUCCCUUUAGUUCUACGUAAAACUUACAGGGUGAAUGUUGGAGACCAGGAAAUCACACCAGAUGAUGACAAAAUAUGGAGAAAGUGGGAACAAGAUGAUAGUUACCUGUCUGAUCUAAACCCUGCCAAGGAAUUCCGCUCCUCGAAGGAGCCUGAUUAUGAGGGGGGAGAGCAUAAUAACCUAGCCACUUAUGGAUUCGUUGGUGCUGAUAAUGAUUCUAUUGCUCCAGAUUUAGUUUACCAGACUGCCACAUUGAUGACCGAUAUUCCUAAGGGGCUAUCCAGUCCCUUCAACAUAACCUGGUCUUUUAGUGUGAGGGCGGAUGCUAGACACCUCGUCCGGGUUCAUUUCUGUUUCAUUUUCGGUUCGCCUGGUAGUAUAGUAUUUAACUUGUAUUCAAAUGGAAACUUCAUUAAGAAGGUUGGUGGACCCGCUUUCGGCCUGUACUGGCCUUUCUACCAUGAUUUUGUAUUGAGUUCUAAUAGAUCUGAAUUCAUUAACAUCAGCAUAGGCCCUAGCAAAGACACAACAUAUAACAAUUCCUUUCUAAAUGGACUGGAAAUGUUGGAGAUAAUAGAGGGACAAGCUUUAAGUAACCCUCCAGCUUCAGUUUGUAAUAUGAAAGGGCGCAAGAAGAUAAAGGUGGGUCUUGUGGUUGGUUCAGUUAUUGGAGGCCUGUCACUUAUCUGCAUUCUGAUUGUCGGAAUCUUGUUCGGUUUGAAAUACAGAAAGGCAAAGCAUGUUGAAACUUCGGAAUGGUCACCAAUGCUUGCAGUUGGAGGAGGGAGUACCCACAGCAGGUUGACUGAUGGAACUAUUACUGGUUCCCCUAUGAAUUAUCUAAAUCUUGGGUUGAAGAUAUCUUUUGCUGAACUUCAGCAAGCAACAAACAACUUUGACACAAAAUUGUUGAUAGGUGAGGGUGGCUUUGGGAAUGUCUACAGAGGAACUCUGUUGAAUGGCAGAAAUGUAGCUGUUAAGCGAGGUAAACGAGAUGAGAAAGGGUCAGGCCAAGGCUUUCCAGAAUUUCAAACAGAGAUCAUGGUUUUGUCCAAGAUUCGCCACCGCCAUCUUGUUUCCUUAAUUGGGUACUGUGAUGAAAGGUCUGAGAUGAUACUGGUCUACGAGUUCAUGGAAAAAGGGAGCUUGAGAGAUCGUGCAGCUGGGGGAAUCAUUCACCGUGAUGUUAAGUCCACCAACAUCUUGUUGGAUGAAAACCAUGUUGCCAAAGUUGCUGACUUUGGCCUUUCAAGAUCUGGUCCUCUUGAUGAAACACAUGUCAGCACAAAUGUUAAAGGCACUUUUGGUUACCUUGAUCCUGAAUACAUAAUGUCCCAACAGUUGACAGAAAAAUCCGAUGUUUACUCAUUCGGUGUGGUUCUCCUUGAGGUGUUAUGUGCAAGACCUGCUAUUGAUACAAUGCUCCCAAGAGACCAAAUGAAUUUAGCUGAAUGGGGAAUGCUUUGCAAGAAGAAAGGGUUGCUUGAACAGAUUGUUGACUCUUCAAUCAAGAAUCAGAUUGAUCCUAGCUCAUUAAGAAAAUUUAGUGAGACAGCAGAGAAAUGCUUGCAAGAAGAUGCUAAUGAUAGGCCUACAAUGGGUGAUGUGCUGUGGGACUUGGAGUAUGCAUUCCAGCUCCAGCAAACAGCAAAGCAUAGAGAACCUCAUGAAGACAGCACAGCCAAUGCUUCAUCAGCAUUUGUUUUGCCAAAUAUUCAGCGUUUUCCUUCAGUUAGCUCCACGAUUAACAUAGAUGAUCUGGCUCUUCCGGGAGACGAUGAAUUAGAUACAACAGAAGUUGAAGUUUUCUCCCAAUUGAGAGUUGGUGAUGCCAGAUAAAUUUGUUCAGUUUGUAAGGUAUAGUAGUUAACCUUGUUUAAGUUUCUUUAGGCUGUAAAAGCUAAGUUAGGUAUGUCUUGUUAAUUUUAGUCCUAUCGGUGAUUAUUGUACUACAACUGCUUUCCCAUAUUUAAGAUGUGAUAAUAGUAUUAACUGUUCAUAAACAGAAGCAGCUAACAAAUUCUAUGACGGUUAAACUGCUGUUGAUUGGGAGUCUCACCUUGUUACCCCAGAGGAGUGUCUUACUUAGGUUCAUACACUCCCUGCUAAAUUCUAUGCUUUUCCCUGAGACUAUCUGAUGUAGAACAGAUGGCAGAUUUUAUCACGGUUGAGCAAGAAAAGGGACGUGGUGGGAAUUUGCAGAAUUGU